This is a messenger RNA of Prunus dulcis (almond), 5691 nucleotides long. RefSeq names its product probable E3 ubiquitin-protein ligase RHG1A. The record is from RefSeq and is a predicted model, not a curated record. Bases 3791 to 5440 code for a protein of 549 amino acids. NCBI's taxonomy places the organism in Eukaryota, Viridiplantae, Streptophyta, Magnoliopsida, Rosales, Rosaceae. Gene Ontology annotation, molecular function: ubiquitin protein ligase activity. The transcript has 9 exons.
AACAACGCACCCAACCGCUUUAUUCAUCUCUCCUUCCUUCCUCAAGAGCAGAAUUAUCUCUCUCUCUCCCCCUUAAAGUUUGUUAUUUUUUGCAGAACCAGCCCUUCAUCGACUUCAAGGUUUUGGUUUGCUGACGGUGUAUCAGUAUUGCAUACUUGUAUUGAGUUCGAACUCGAGAUGAACAAUAUUUAGUACCCAAGUUCUGGAAUGAUGAUAUGACUGCACCUACAGGGACUUUUUGGUCAAUUGGACUUCUGAAAAAAUGGAUAUCAAUUGAAGCCAUGUCUUAUCUUCAAGAUUUAUUGGCACGAUCUUCUGCCAUUUUCUGAGAGUCCUAGUCAGCUGUAGUAUUCUGAGAGCUACUUUAUAUGGUACUAACCACUAAAGACUCCAUUUUUAACUUGCUCAGGUAGUAUUGAAUUGGAAUUUACACUAAGAACUGGAUCCAUCCACCUGAGGUAGUGGAGGCCAUAUUUGAGAUGGAAAAAAAGGUUGCCUUGAUGGUGAUAGUGUCAUGAUGUUUAGAUUGAUCAUUCUCGACCCUUUGUUUAGUGAUGGAAAAUGUCACAGUUCAAUGCAGUCUAGUGAGGUCAUUGAUCUGAACUAAGCACAAGUAUGUUCGCUUUUGUGUUUACAUUGUACAUACUAAGGUGACGGAGAGGCUGGCUAAGUUAUAAUGCCAUGGGCAAUUCCAUUGACUUCGUAAAUGUUUUGGUGGUCAAUUCAUUCUUCUCAUUGCCCUAGUAUUUGGAGUUCUGUGAUGUUGCUGUAUGUUGGUGUUAUAUAGAGCGGUGAGCUGAUGGAUAUACUGAUGAUUGUGUGCUUAGGUGUUGUCAAUGAAAAGUUAUCACGGUGACCAGCUUUUGAUACAUUGACACAUGCCAUCUCUGGAUAAUCUUGUGCUUAGGUGAUGGGACUGAACCAUGUAGUUUGGUUUGCAAUAUUUGACGGGCGAUGCUUAAUUAACAAGUGGAGAUUUGGAUCUAGUGCCUCUUAUCAUUAGCCUUGUGGUGAUUGAUUGCCCGUAAGUAGAGGGCAAUCAGGUGCUGAUGUUUGUAUCACUGAAACACAGAGCUUGGUUCCCUAAGAUUGGUGUAGGAUACCAGGGUGGAGGGAAAAGUUUGGUGUUGCCAUUGCCUGGAUAUUAGGCAGUGGGCUGCUUACUCAUAUUUGGUUUCUUCAGAUUGGCGUAGCUGCGUAGGUUAUCAGGUUUGAUGGCACCCUCGACUUGUUGUAUGGUCUUUUCUGUGCUUUCACACGAAGAAAAGUUUCCAGAUUUCAGAUUUUUGAGAAUAUCCCGGUUUCUUUUUUUAGGACAUCUUCUUGUUGCUGACAAGUCUCACUGGAGAGAAUCUUAACAAUACUAAUAUCAUGCUUCUUUCUUCUGAGCUCUCCAAUCUCAUCUUAUAGGGUGCGAGUAUACCUCUUCUUAUAGGGUACAAGUAUACCUCUUUAUUUGUACUCUAUAGCUUCAAUUGCAAACUUUCUCAAGACGUGUAAGAAGACAACACCAUUUAAGUCUUCAGAGGAAGAUUCUCUUCGUAUUGAGCGAGGGAUUUGUAAGUGUAGAAACUUGUUGUAGACUUAGAAGGCUCCAGGUUUAAGCAACAUGUAUAUUUUUUUGGCUAUACUAACCUGAUCUUGUGGGUUUACAGUUUUCAGAAUCUGUAUCUAAGUCUUACUUUUUGUAAUCGUUGACUUAACCUCAACUUGGUUUUACAUGAUAGAAAGGUAUUGUAGGGCAGCAAUAAAAUGUAAGCAAUGUUUUGUUUAUUAUUAUGGAUCUAUGUGCAAUUCCCGGUUUAUCCUUUCUAUUUGACGAUUGAUAUAUUCUCUUAAUAAUAUCACAGAUUUAUUUUGUUGGGUUUUUUAAACAUAACUACGCCUUCUCUCUUUUUUUGUUCUGGGGUUGAUUACUUCUAUUUGUUUCUUCUUCUAACAGAAGCCACACGUUUUAUUACAAUAGUUAUAAAUAAAAAAAUUACGUUGUCUUCAUUUCAAUAUUAUCAUACUGUCGGAAUAAAAUACCAUGUUACUCCUUUGUAUCCAUAAUCUUUUUGACUUUUGCAGCUUCAUGCAUGACAAGUAUUGAGUUAUAUACUUGUUCUUCUCAUGAAUUUUCGUAUUUUUCUUUGAGUCAUGUUUAUGCCUAUCCUAGAAUUGCCCGUGACUUCCAACUUUUAUAUGUGCUGCAUGGUGUACAGUGCAUCUAUGCAGUGAUCAUCAAAGGAUUUUUUGUGUUCCACUCGUUGCUCCCAUGAACAUUUUUCAGCCAAAUGGCACACAUUUCAUUAUAUUAGUGCUCUUUUUCCUCGGUAAUACAUUUCAAUUUAUUUCAGAUCCUUUUCUUAAUAGUUUUACCACAACGCUUGAGGAGUGUCUGGUACUUUUCUGUCUCAUUUCAGCCAUUGAAUACACUGCCUCUGAUCUUCAACUUGCCCCUCCUCAGUUUUGGAGAGAGCAAUCUUUUCUUGUAUGUGAACGGCAAGUCAUCCAUAGUUCAUCUGAUAAUUUUGGGUAAAGAAGGGUUGAAACUGAUAAUUUGUGUAUACUGUCUCUGAAGGUUCUCAUCCAUUUAUUUAUUUAUUUAUCUUACAUUUUUCUAUUCUAUGUACUAAUUUUAUCUUUCAUUCAUAAAUAUCUUCAGCUUUCAUCUGGAACAUUUCCAACCACCUUGAACGUUUGACCUUGAUGUAGAAUAUGAGCCUUCAUAAAUAUUUUAGAGCUGAAAGUAUUAAGAACUGUGAGUUUUCAGAACUUGGAAGCUAGGGGGGAUCUGGAAGUGGUUUUUCUGGUCUUAGUUUGUCUAUUUAUGAUUCUAUAGCUGAUAUUUGAAUUCAAGAAAAUGCUAGUGCAAAUUGUUAUGGUGUGUUAUUGAGAUUGUUACAUCUUUUACACCUGCUAGGUGAUCUCUAAUCCUGUGAUUCAAAGUCCAAACCCAGAAAAAAAAUGGCUCCCUCUAUUUUCAUUGGAAAUGCCAUCUUAUUGGAGAUGAAAGCGAGUGACAAGGGAGUUGGUUGACAAUGACAUAGGGUGCUAGUGGGUGUGCAAUUAGGCUUUGACCGGUCCUCUGGAGCACUAUAUUUUUUUAAACAGAACUUUUACUUCAAUUUUUGGCCUUGAUUAGAAUGGAGAUUGGUGGAUCAAAGUGUGAAAGCACAUUUAUAGGCACGGCUCUCUUGGUCAAGUAUCUAUUUGGUGAUGUUGUGGCAUAUGCUUCAUACUUAGUCAAACUAUUUUGAAAAUUUAAAUUGGUAUGUGAAGCAGGAACUUGGUGGGUUAAAUCUUCCUUAAAAUGCAUUUUGCCUUGCCAUCUCUGGAAGUUAAUUGUCAUCUUGCAUUUAUAUUUGUGUUGGUUGCAUUUUUCCACUGUUGGAACUUGAUGACAAGUUUUAAUUUCUUUGAAACUUGUUUGGUUUUGGUUUGAGGGGUCUUCUCUUAUCUUCUGAAGUCUGUUGAAGAAUUUUUUCAAUUAGAAUUUGUAACAAGGUUGCUACUUUCUUUUUCCCAUCCACACUCUGAAUUGCACAAGAAUUCUCCUUUGUUUGUUUAAAAAAGAAAAAUUAAUUAUUUCCGGCAAUAUUUAUAUAAAUUUUUCCAUAAUGGGCUACUUAUCAAGAUUUUAUGGUUAAUGGCAAAAACACAUGGAGGCCCUAGGCUUCUGUAGAAGUAAAAUAUAAUAUUAAUCAAUGUUUUGAGAUCCCUUCCCUGUUUUGUGCAGGUUGUGGGUUUGUUUGGUAGAUUCUGUUCUAGCUCAUAACUUGUUCGUAGCUGUGAGGUGACGAAAGUUAUGGGACAUAGACAUCAGUUCAGCACAUCUCAUGUUUUUGAGGGUGAAAAUGAUCAGAAUUGGAAUCAUAUGAACACGGAGCAACCUUAUGGGCAUUUGGCAGCCAGGGCUGGCACUGGAGAGAACGGUUCUUUCUUAUAUCCUGUAGAAAAUAUGUUUAUAGACGGGAUGCCUUUUGCGUCAAAUUGGAAUCCGGCUCUGAGGUCAUAUGGGUAUUCUAACUUGAACCACAAUGUUGAUGUGCCACAUUAUCAACCUGAUGCUUCUGGUCCAUCGCAUGAUCCUUUUCAGCAUCCAUUGGGUGCUGGCACCUUUGGUACGGUCGGUGGAAAUUAUGCUCACCAUGCACCCUCUUCCAGUUAUGACCGGAGGGCAUUCCAUGGUGUUGAGGGUGGUUUUGUCGAUCUCACAAUGAGCAAUGGAAGAGGGCCUCACAAGCGAAAAAGCCCAGGGAUCCCUUCAGUAUCUGAGAGGGGCAGCACAAGCAGAUACUAUAGUGCUGGAAGUAGUUCCUCUGAGCUCCCUAGAUCUUCAGAAUUACAGCAGGAGAAAGUAAACAUGGAUACCCCAUACAUGCCUUGGGAUCACAUGUCUAUGAUGCCCAGUUAUAGAGGGAAUGGACUCUCAAUUAGGGGUGAGGGAUCCAUGCGAAAUGUGAGAAGCCGGUCUGAACAUGAUUUGGAGUCCAACUUAGCUAGGACACAUUUGUCGAGCAAUCCUUUACAUAGUUCUUAUUCUACAAAUCUCCCCCCUAUUGACCAUUCUAGUACGAUGGAUCUUUCUGGCCAGGGUUCUAUUGGUUUGACCCAUGAGUGGAAUCAUAUUAAUGUGUCUCCUUCUCAUGGAAGGAUUAUAACUCCAGAUGCAAGUGGUUUCAGUCAUGAUCCCAACCACUUCCUUGUAGGAAGCAGUGUGGGUAAUGCUUCUGUGGAAACAGGGUUAUACCAUCAUGAUUUCAUGUCAGGCAGAGCCACUGCUGUUCCUCAAAGUUAUCCUGGUGCCUUACCGCAAUCUGUAAGGGGAGUUCGUAGUAGCUAUUCUCAAAGAUCUGCCCCAACCUUCAGGGCUUCUUCAAGCAACUUGCGAGUGGGACAUGCACCACAUUCAGAAGAAGGAUUGCAGUUGGCGUCUGAAAGUUAUCCUAGACAUCCUAGGCCAGUGGCCACAGUUGGGUGGCGUAACAGUGAUAGGAGUGGUAGGUCGAGGAUGUCUAAUGAUAGAUUUCGGGUCUCUGAAGAGACUGGUCUCCAGGAUCGGUUUUCGUCUGAGGGUUUUAUGAUUGUGGAACGCCCAGCCUUGUAUGGGUCCAGAAAUAUGUUUGAUCAUCAUAGAGACAUGAGGCUGGACAUAGACAACAUGAGUUACGAGGAACUCCUAGCGCUAGGUGAAAGGAUUGGAAAUGUCAGCACAGGCGUGUCUGAAGAUUUGAUACCAAAGUGUUUGACAGAAACGAUAUAUUGUUCGUCAGAUCAAAUCCAAGAGGAAGGCACAUGUGUGAUCUGCCUGGAAGAGUACAAGGACAGGGAUGAUGUCGGGGCAUUGAAAACUUGCGGCCAUGAUUACCAUGUGAGCUGCAUCAAAAAGUGGCUGUCAAUGAAGAACUCUUGUCCAAUCUGCAAAGGUUGUGCGCUCCCUGAUAAUAUGAAGUAGAAAUAAUUUAAUCACAUCGCUUGUGCUUCAUUACAUUGGCAUUCUUGUAUAUAUAUUUAGAGAUAAUCCUCAAAAUGGAGGAAGCAGACUUGUUUUGUGUAUUGUAAAGGGAAUGCUAGCCAAUUUCAAUCCAUUUGUUUCAUUUCAGGCUUCCAUUUAAAUAUUGUGAAGCCUUUUUUAAACCCUUGUUAUUUUCAUGGGGCUUUAGUGCAAAGAAUAUUUUAUUUUAUUCAUGAUCCCAAGCUUCUGCA